AUGGCGCUAACGCAGCAGCUCGAUGCGGAGCCGUGGAGUCAUCCAGACGCGAAGCCUGACGACUGCACGUCUCACACGGACUCCUCGUCAGACACGGGACACUCCGAGGCGGGUGGCGACGCGUCCUCACCCGCAACCUCGAGUCCCGCGUCGUCUUCGCGAGACGAGUCGCCGCUAGUGUCUUCCAAGUCCUCCUUCCUCGCCGCCUCCUCGGGGGCGUCUUCCGCGUCGCCCCUGCGUUCGCAGCUCUCCUAUCUUCGCAUGAGCAUCAGCGACGCUGUGCGCGCCUACGUUCUGCUGCGCCCGCCGCGGGGGUCAGACGCCUCUUCGUGCGGCGCCGCCCCGCGUAACCUUCCGAAGCCGUCGCAGCCGCUCACGCCCGCGGAAGAGACGCGACUGCAGGAAGGAGCGCUGGCGUCUCUCUCUCUGAAGCUCUGCAGCGGAUCCCUGCACAUCGCGCAGCUGCUCAGACUUCUGCGGCCCUUCGCAGUCGAUGCCAAGAGCACGGCGGAACAGACUCGCGGUUCGCGAGGGCGAUCCCAGCCGGCUGCAGACGCGGGCGCAGAACAGGACGAGGCGGAGGAGCGAGUUGCGGGAGACGAAGGUGGAGCCCGCGGCGACGCGACUGAUGCAGUCGGCAGGGCGAAGGGCGCCGCUGUGGCGGCAGCGACGGGCGAUGCUCCCGCUCGUCCAAAUUUGUCUUCCGCGGAGGACAGGGCGCUGGAGGAUGAUUCGGUUAUCUGGGACUCCGCGGAAGACGAAGAGGAUUCCUCCAGCGCCCCGAACGCCUUUGCGCGAAACGCCCAGCGACGCCGGCGCGCCGCGCUGCUCCUCGGCGAGGUGCUGCAGCGCGUGCCUUCGCUUUCGCUCUCCGCCGCACCGCCUUCCGCUGGCGACCCGCCCGCGGGAGAGGGCGAAACGCGCGUGGAUCCAGUUGGGGUCUCACCCGCGUCAGGCGAGGCCUCUGUCUGCAACAGCGGAGCGGCCGAUGAGCGCUCAACGCUGUCUCAAAUUGUCGGUUUCUGUCUGGAAAACCUCAACGACUGGUACGUCGUCGAGGGCGCCUGUGCGGCUUUGCUGGCGCUGCUGACGCACCAUCGCGAUGCGCUGAGAGCUGAGCGUGUCCGCUUCGUGCGAGAGGCGAAGAAAAGGUCUGCCGUUGAGUCCCCCAAGGCGCCAGAGGAGGCCCCGGGGGGCGCCUCUGGCGAGCUACCAGGCAGCGGAGACGAAGCGCCCGCACAGGUGGGGCGAGAAGGCGAGGCAGCGACCGCGCAGGGCGAUGGCGGCCGCGAGGCGAGGAGUGCGGAACGAGCCAGGGCGGGCGGCGAAAAAAGCUUAGAAGGAGGGAAGAGCGAAGAAGAGAGUUUGGUGGAGGCGGUCCUGCGUCGCCUCUUGUGCGAUGUGCACGCGCCUGCAUUUGCGCAGAACGUCCGCCAGCUGAUUCUGCGGCUGCUCCUAGCUCUGCUUAGAGAGUGCGAGCCUGAAGUGGCGGCCCUGGCCAGACGCAGAAAAGAGGCAGGCGGCGUCCAGGUCGUCACAGCGGUCUGUACACAGCUCGAGGGAGAGAGAGAUCCGCGGUGUCUCUUGUUGCUCUUUGAGAUCGUCGCGGUGCUUGGCGCCUCGUACGCCUCCAUCAUGCGAAGAGACGAAGUCGAGAACGUUGUUGACGUGGUGAUGACCUACUUCCCAAUUGCCUUCAGUCCGCCUCCCAACGCACCUAUUCCUAUCACUGAGGAGACGCUGGUGGAGAGGUUCCACCGCGCCCUCACGUCGACGCCGCUCUUCUCCUCGUUCGUUCUUUUGUAUCUCCUCGACGCCUUGGCCUCCGCGGGCGACGAGGACUUUCAGCAGACGCUGGAGGAGAUCAAGAAAACUGCCGCCGCCGUUCUGCCCCACUUCCCUCCCUCGGCCGUCCUCGCGGUGCUGCAGCCGGUGCAGGGCCUGAUGCUCCAGUCCUGCUACGAGGCCCCCAGCGUGCAUACGGCGCAGCUCGUCGCCGUGUGGGUUCUCUUUCUGCGGCGGGCUGUGCAGGCGGAAGAUGGCCUCGACGCCGACGGCGAGGCGCGUUGGCUGGCGGGGGACGAACGGCGCGAGAACGCGAACUGCGCACUGAACAGGGAGAGCCAGCGCGGACAGCGGCAACGCGUCUCUGCAGACGACGCGCAGCCCGCCGCCGACUCUGAAAACGGCGGCGCCCAGCCACGUGGCGCGGCAGCUACCGCCGACGCCGAUGCCUUGUGGCUCGAUUGCUUUUCGCCGCCUCUCGCUGCGCCUUCCGCUUCCGCCGCCCUGCUGGCGGCUGUCCCACCCGCCUUGCCGCCAUGGCUGCUGCACCAAGUUCGUCCGCUCCUCGCGGAGCUGUUUGCGCCUCUGUUGGAUUUCGAUCAGGCGCCUGGGAGUCCUGCCUGCGUGGCGGCCCGCCAGUUCCUUCUCCGCUCUGCGGUCAUCUCGGAGACGCUGUGUCGCCUCUGCCUCGAGAUCUGCGUUCUCCCGCUCCUCCGCCUCACGCUCGCGUCCUGCCCGACGCCGCGGCAGCGCAGUCCAGGCGGGGGAAGCCACUCGCUGCUUCCAGCCGAGUCUGAGUCUGUAGAGCGCCCAGACGACGCGCCUUCUGCGGGCGCGGGAGACGCGCAGGAGGACGCGCUUCUGGACGAGGCGUGGGACGCGGCUCUCGUGCGCGCCGUCGCGACCGUCCACACCGUCGAGCGCUUCAUCACUCUGGGCAUCGCUGCGGGUUUGCUCCCAAAGAAAGACGCGUGCCCCGCGUCUGAGGCCGGCCUGCUUCUCCUCCGGCUCGGCUCACUCUUCAGAGCCACGCGCUCGCGCCUUCUCUCGAGCGGCCGGUCCGAGGUCUUUGUCUGCUUUUUCCAGGCGAUUGGCGAGGUGGCGGCGCUGCCUCAGCAGUUCCCCGAGCUGCGAGACGACGCUGUGCGCAUGUUCGCGUCCCUGCUCGGGUUUUCGGCUCCCUCGAGUCCCCCACCGUUCUCGCGCGCGUUGGCGGGCAACGCCACUGCAUGCGCGCGGCGUUCGAACCCGACAGCGCCCUCGGACGCUUUGAAGCCCAACGGUCUGCCCAUGGAGCUUGGCGGCGAAGAGGCGCCCGACACGCGAGACGCGCCGCCCGACACGCGCGACGCGCCCGCUGAGGCUGAGCUCUUCCACGCGCGCUGGGUGACCCUCCUCGAGAUGACGCUGCGCCUCCAGGGCCUGUCGGCCGUCCUGACGAGCCCGUCGAGUCUCCUGUUGGGGGCGCUCCGCGCUCUUCAGCAGGUGCUGUUGGCCUGCGGGGACGCCGAGGCCUCCUCGUCUCUUCUUUCGAACUUGCUGCAGGGCGGCGCCGUGUGCGUGAGGCGAAAGCGAAACGUGGCGGGGAAUGGCGAGGCGGAGAAAAAUGGCGCACGCUCUCCGGCCGACGACAGCCUCGAGGAGGACUCUGUGGAGGAUGCCGCGGCCGCCGAGCGGGAGCGACAAGAGAUACUGCUUGACUUUGUCGAGGAGCUUUCUCCUCUCGCCGGGACUCUCGCUGUACGUGCUCAGAGUCCAAUAGGCGCCGCGGGGUGCUCGGGAGACGGCGACGCGGGUAUGGCGCCUCUGGCAUCAGCUGUCACUCUGAUUCUUUCAGAGGCGGGAUCUCAGCUUCUGUGUGGCUCUUGGUGCCUCGCCGAAACGCACCAGCACCGCGCCGGUGCUGCCGGCAGCAGAGCCCGGGGGUGCGGAGUGCCGGGGAGCCUUGACCGCGGAAACGAGGCGGCAGAAACCGAAUGCCUCUCGCGCACGCCGCUCAGUCUUCUCCCGGCGGGUGCACGUCUGGAGGUCGCCCUCGCUAUCGCGGCCGUCCUCCUCGGCCGCUCCAACGUCGCGCCUUCCUUCUCGACGUCCUGCCUCAGUCGCUCUCCUCUCUGGUCUGCCGCGAUCCCCCGCUGUGGCGCGUGUGGCGCUUCCUCUCCCCCUUCGGCCUCGUUGCCGGAGCGCAGCCAGCCAGCCGCUCCCGUCGAUGAGGCACUUGCAUGCGUGAGCCCCCAGAAGGAUGCAGGUCAGACUGAACCGACGCAGGCCAACACCUUGGAUGAACUUCAGGCGUCAAUGUUCACUCUUCUCAUCGCCAGCGCGGCGCAGGCUGCGAGCUCCUCCGCGGGUCUCAUGCAUGCAGCUAUGCGCAGUCGAAGGGGCGACGAGACAGAUCGUCCCACAGGCGCGAACCGGUCUAAUGAGGAAGCCAAUCGAGUUGUCGCGACGUCGGUUCUACAAGUCGUCACGCAGGGUAUUAUCGACUGGCUCCAGAUCAGGUCCAUGGCGACGAGUGCGGGCGUGGUCGCGGAGACACCUGGAGACACUUUGGGUUCCAGUCUCCGCAGUAGCGGAUGCCCGUUCGACGCCCUACUCCGGGGGCUCGAACAAGCCACGUAUGUUGCUUUGAGCGAGCCUGUCUCGCCACUGUCAUCUUCGAGUUCUGUCGUGUCUCUUCUUCCGCGUCUCCGCUAUCUGCUGAGCCUUCUUCUUCACUCUGCUCCCCGCGUGGAGGCGAAGCAAUGCGCCGUCGCGCUCCUUUCGCGCGCCGCAAGGCAGGAAGAAAGCAGCCUUGAGGAACCCGAACGAGCCGCUCAGCAGGGCAGCGCGCACUUCGGCCGCGAGGGAGAGAGUGGGGUUGCCCUCCUUCUGCUGACUCCCGCUGCGCUUGCCUUUCUGGCCGCCGUUCCGGAGGACCGGCGCAGCAAUUGCAGCGGAGACGACGGCGCAGCUAGCGGCUCCUUCUCGAGCCUCUUGGAGCGUCUUCUUCAUCGGUGUUUGUCUCUAAUGACCGAGCCCAGGAGGCUUUGGUCUGCAGACAUCGGCGUCGCCGCGCCACCUGCUGGGUCGGCCUCGGCUUCGCUGACCGCGUCCCCUUCGCGUGCGCAGGGCGAGGAGGCGUGGCUCCCAUCAGAGAAGGUUUUGCUGGACGUCGUCGUCGCGAUACUCUACUUCGCGCCUGCGGAGCAGACGCUGCAACGCCUCAUCGGCACGCUCAAGCAAUUCAAAGGACGAGAAGAUACGGGAACUGUGCCGCAAGGAGACGACGUAGAAAACGCGGAGGCGGAUGCUUCAUCUGUCUCCCCGUGGGAGAGAGACUACCAAUCAACCAUGUGGCAGAACGCGAUUGUGAAGGGGCUCUGCCUCCGCCAGGAGGUGGCGCGACGCGCCAGCGAGCACGCGCUUGCCUCAGAGCAGCUUCAUGAGCUGCUUCGUCCUGUGUUCGCACCCGCCGUCGCGCUUCGCGAUUCGCGGUCCGAAGCCCGCCACAGCCUCGACAAGAGGGCUUGUGUGCGCCCUGGGCACGACGCGAAGCAGCCUGCCCCCGCGCGCCUUGCUGCCACAGCAGCGAAGGCGUCUGUCUCCGUCUCUUCGGUGCGUUCGGCUCACGCCGAAUCUUCGCUGUUUGUGAGUCUGUCGUCGUCGCUUGCGGUGGCGAGGCUGCUGGGCGACACCGUGUUGGACGGGACUGCGGACCUGCUGGCGAACGACGGCGAAGAGGCCAAGCGGGGAGCGGAGACAGCCGUGACGCGCAUUUCCAGCGCGCCGCGAAGAGAUUCCGCCGAAGAGGCGACUGAAACAGGCGACAGAGACAGCAGGAACCGAAGCCGAGAAGAGCGCGUGAUCCUUCCAGGCCUCCUUUCGCUGCUGCCAUGCGCCGCGCCGGCGUCCGAUUCUGACACCGAGCGAGACAAAGGCGGCCGAGGCGACGGCGAGUGUCUGCGCUUUCGCCUUUCGGGUGAGCCGCUCCAGUGCGUCGCGCGCCACGUCCUCUACGACGCUCGGGCAGCUGUCGGCGCAAUGCGCCGCCACCUGGUCGCGCAGGGAGCUGCGGACAUGCGGUUGACGACUUCUGCGUGCGCGACGCCGCUGGGCGGCCUUGCGCCUCCGGACGCUGCCGAGGAGGCGCGCGGUGCCUCGCUCGGGGCUGAGGCGGCGCUUCGUCUGCGCCUCGCCGCGCUGCCAGCCGCCGCGUGUCUAGCCCGUGCGGCCGCGUCUCUGCCAGUAGAGGAGGUCCUGCUCUAUGGGCUCGACGGCGCCUACGACGAUGGGGAGCUCAGGCCUCCUGAGAGGCAGGCCGGAGCCGCGCCUGCCGACGCGUUUUUCGCCCUCGGUCCUCAGCCGCAGCGCGGCCUGCUUGCCACAGUCGUGAUCUGGGUUGUCUCCUUUUACUUCGCGGUGAGGCGCGACAGGCCGACGCUUCACCCGGGGGCUCGCGGGCUUCUCCGGGGCCUCGCAGGGGCUAGGCGGCGAAGGGAGGAGACAGACGGAAGGCGCGCGCAGCAAGCCGAUGGGGACGAAACCGCGUUGAGGGAUUCUUCGGGUGCCCUCACGCGUGCGCCAGCAGGUGCGGCAGGCGAGGCGGGCCUUGCCGCGCCGUCGCCAGGGGCUGGCGUGUCUUCGGGCCGGUUCGUGGAGCAUCUGCUUUUCUCCCUGGAGGAAGCCGAAGACGUUCUCCUUUCGUCGACGCUCCUGCUGAUUCUCUCCGCGCAGCGGCGCAAGCGGCUGCUGCGCGUUCUCGCCGCCCUGCGAGAGGCCCCGGCCUCGCAGGCGGGCUCCUCGGGAGCGGGCGCGGAUGUAGACGCGGCCGGGGUUGGUGCGCCAGCCGGAGCCUCCCCAGAGCCUUCGGCUGCGGGCGGAGGGAGCCCGUUGGGCUCUAGCGGCGACACCGCAGAGGGCGAGGCCGAGGGGAAGCGGACGACCUUGGAGAAGUGGAGCUUCGCAGAGGCGCCUGCCCCCUGCGAGCCGCGCGGCUCGCUGGUGCUCGAGGAGAUGGAGUUGCAGUUUCUUGACCAGGCUGUCGGCCUCAUUCUUCCGUUCCUCCUCACUGUUGCGCAGCAAGGAUGCAAGGACGAUGUCGAGGCGCGGGAGCGCGGACGAAGGCGCCAGGCACGCACACUUGGCGACGUGGCCGCGCGGCCUCUGUCGGUGCCUGAGGGAGGGUUUGCCGGUCCGGUGCUUCGUCUCCUCGCGAUUCAAGCGGUUAUGAACUACGCCGACAGGCCGCUGGGCGUCAUUCGCAAAAUGCAGAAAGAGGUAGUCGCCGGAAUCUCGCCGGCGCUGGAUGACCCUGUGCGCCUCGUAAGACGAGCUGCCGCCGUUUGCAAAAACCGCUGGACUGUGCGGGAGUGA
Messenger RNA from Besnoitia besnoiti, 7140 nucleotides. RefSeq lists its product as uncharacterized. The transcript is spliced from 3 exons. Gene Ontology annotation, cellular component: cytosolic [4Fe-4S] assembly targeting complex. Gene Ontology annotation, biological process: iron-sulfur cluster assembly. The record is from RefSeq and is a predicted model, not a curated record. Lineage: Eukaryota; Apicomplexa; Conoidasida; Eucoccidiorida; Sarcocystidae. Bases 1 to 7140 code for a protein of 2379 amino acids.